Daucus carota subsp. sativus is the source of this 1686-nucleotide messenger RNA. RefSeq names its product UDP-galactose/UDP-glucose transporter 2. The transcript has 7 exons. Lineage: Eukaryota; Viridiplantae; Streptophyta; Magnoliopsida; Apiales; Apiaceae. Gene Ontology annotation, molecular function: transmembrane transporter activity. The coding region runs from base 415 to 1488 and encodes 357 amino acids. Gene Ontology annotation, biological process: transmembrane transport. Gene Ontology annotation, cellular component: endoplasmic reticulum membrane; Golgi membrane. The record is from RefSeq and is a predicted model, not a curated record.
UGAGAGAGAGACGGGGCAGGCAAACCAAGUUUUGUCCAUCUCCUAAAACCCUCCCUCCAGCUUUACGAACAGCACAUGAAGUCUGCGUUUUCUCACUUGAAUCAAGCCAAAAUCUUCUCCCCUUUCUACCUCUCUCUUCACCAUAUUAAUACCAAUCUCACUCAUCUAUUUUAUAUGUAUACACGCACUCUCUCUCUUUGUCUAUGUAUACAUAAAUGAUGGGGGAAUAAAGAGAGAUUGUCGCAGAAGUAUACUCAAUUCUUUUCUUGUGCAUGUUAUUAAACACCCCUCUUUCUCUCUCUUGAACAUCUCCCUGUCUUUGUCAAUUAAUUGAAGAGCCCGUUUGACUCACGGGUCAGUUGUAUAUUGAUUGAAUUGAAGCGAUCAGGGUUUUGAUAUUAUAAGAGUUCGGGGAUGAAGGGUGGUGAAGAUCAAGCGAGGUCUUUGUUUGGGAUUUCACUUUCUGAUCGACCCAAGUGGCAGCAAUUUCUUAUUUGCUCUUCUGGCUUCUUCUUUGGUUAUCUUGUUAAUGGCAUUUGCGAGGAAUAUGUAUACAAUAGACUCCACUUCAGCUAUGGGUGGUAUUUUACUUUUAUACAAGGCUUUGUAUACUUGGCCCUGCUAUACUUGCAGGGGUUCACCACCAAGCAAAUGGUGAACCCAUGGAAAACAUAUGUGAAACUCUCUGCUGUUUUGAUGGGGUCUCAUGGUUUAACAAAAGGGUCUUUAGCUUUUCUUAAUUAUCCAGCACAGAUCAUGUUCAAAUCCACAAAGGUACUUCCUGUAAUGGUGAUGGGUGCUUUUAUUCCUGGAUUGAGAAGAAAAUACCCGCCCCAUGAAUAUCUCUCUGCUCUCCUUCUAGUUGUUGGUUUAAUCCUCUUCACCUUAGCAGAUGCCAAUACAUCUCCUAACUUCAGCGUCAUUGGUGUUGUCAUGGUAUCUGGUGCUCUAGUCAUGGAUGCAUUCCUGGGUAAUUUGCAGGAAGCAAUUUUUACCAUGAAUCCUGAGACCACGCAGAUGGAGAUGUUAUUCUGUUCAACUGUAGUUGGGCUACCCUUCCUAAUUCCGCCCAUGAUUCUAACUGGGGAGUUGUUCACGGCAUGGAAGUCCUGUGCCCAGCAUCCAUAUGUGUACGGGGUGUUGGUCUUUGAAGCCAUGGCCACAUUCAUCGGACAAGUCUCUGUUUUGUCAUUGAUUGCUAUAUUUGGGGCUGCCACCACUGCGAUGAUAACCACUGCGAGAAAGGCGGUAACUUUGUUGCUAUCAUACUUAAUCUUUACAAAGCCGCUGACUGAACAACACGGGUCAGGCCUGCUGCUUAUCUCCAUGGGAAUCAUCCUAAAGAUGUUACCAGAGAACAAGGCUCCUACCCGGAUUCCGAUGUCAAAUGUCAAGAACAAGCACGAAACAUCAUACACAAGGGAGGAGAAAAAAGCAGUACAAAUUAGAGAAGAUGUUGAUCAUGAAGAGGAGAGACCACUUGUUUGAUAAUGGGGGCAACUAAGCAAAUAUGGUCAGACAAGUUAUUAGUUUUAACAUCUUGCUCUUUUUUUCUUUUUUAUUGUUAGUAAAAUUUUCUGUCUCUUGUAGCCUCCGAGAGAAGUUGGGUUGUUUAUUUGUAGAGAAGUUUUAUCAUGAUAGGUUUUGCUAUUUACUGGAUUAAUAAAGGGUAGUGGUUUUGAUUUA